This is a messenger RNA of Ornithodoros turicata, 3535 nucleotides long. RefSeq names its product cadherin-like and PC-esterase domain-containing protein 1. NCBI's taxonomy places the organism in Eukaryota, Metazoa, Arthropoda, Arachnida, Ixodida, Argasidae. The record is from RefSeq and is a predicted model, not a curated record. Gene Ontology annotation, biological process: protein modification process. The transcript has 25 exons. The coding region runs from base 384 to 3476 and encodes 1030 amino acids.
GUCAUCCGACAGUGACAUUGCUGUUGUUCGAAGAGCCAUUAGCGGGCAAUUUACGCACUAAUUAAAGGUCAGGCGACUUCUUCUUUUCAAAGCGGCCGUUAACCUGAAGAGAGUUCCAGUGAACUGUGGUACGAGUGCACUCAGCGCCCUAAUGAGCCUCCAAACAAAACUUAUUCUGUGUUCUUCGUGAAUGGCUCGGCGGAUAUCAAGCAUGUGAUCCUGAUCAUGGGUUGCGAUCUGUAUCGUAAUGCAAGAAAGGUUCUACGAGACCGGGUUAAGGGAUGCCAUGUCGAGUUUACUCAAGGAUGAAACAUGAUUUCAGCAACGUUGGAUUCUGUGAAGUGCCGAACUCAGUUGACCUGCCUAAUGAAUGACCGUGAAUCAUGCUGAUCCACUUUCUGGCCCUCGCUUCAAGAUGGCGCUCAACCAAGGACCUGUUUCUACUCCUCAUACUGCUAACGAUAUUUCUUUGUUACUUCCACUUGGGUUCGCUCAUACGAAGCACAAGUUACAAGGCCCUCGAAGCAGAGAGAAAGGGCUCUUCCCUCGCAGAAGAUAUCGCACGAUUACUCAACAAUACAGCAGGCGAAGCUCGCGAGAACCUAAAAGGAACUGGGGUACUGCUACGUGUUCUUCAAGCAAUCGAGGAGAAGACACUGGCGAAGAAAGCUUUCGACAGCGUUGUCAUGAUAGGCGACGCUGCUGACGUGCCCGAUCCCUACGUGAACGCAUUCCAGCAACUGAAUAUCAAAGUAUUGCAGCGCUUCGAAAUGCCACAAGGAAGGAAUGGAAGCAACGCCCUAUAUGUUUGUUUGAGUGCGAGUGAGGAUCCAGAACAUCCGUGCUACUACGAGAGCAGCGAUCGAAACAGCCACAGAAAAAUCCUGGGUUACCCAUCCGUUGUGCACCUGCUUGGACGGAAGAAUUACUUAUGUAAUACAAUGAACGAACUGAGAAAAUAUACAGUUCAGUUCCCUGAACUCGGGGAAUUGCCUCUGUGCUUCGUGCUUCCUGACCAGCUCCAGCAGUUCCGUGAUGUCUCGGAAGCCCUGGCGCCGACGACCAGCUGGAUCGUCAAACCCAUUGGCGAUAGACAAUCUGCUAAGCCUCUAGACUAUUCGGCACCGACCACAGCGAGAGCUCGCAGGCAAGCGUCGACAUUUCACAUCCUGCAUCGGCGAGCAGUCGCUCAAGAGGCUGUCAACAAUCCUUUUGUCGUCCAGGGCAGGACCCUUAGUGCUCGAGUGUUUCUUCUCUUGACCUCUCUUACUCCGCUCCGAGCCUUUGUACACAGAAGGGGCUUAGUUUUUCAUAAAUUGGCCUCGAAGACACUACGGGGGAUUGAAUAUUUUGGGAGUCCAGGAAAGACAUGGUCCCUGGAUCAGCUCUGGGAGUACGUUAGACGACGCAACGGUCCACAAGAUGUCGCUGCAUUCUGGACGAAGGUUGAGAGGCAGAUACUUGGGAUCCUAUUAGUAGUCGAGACUGAGAUCGUCUCUCAGACAUUCGUACAGAAUAUCACAAACAAUGCCGAAGUCUUUCAUAGGUGUCCGUCCUGUUUCCAGCUGCUGAGCGUGGACUUCACACUAAGUUCUUCACUGGUGCCUUACAUGACGCACGUCAAUGUCCAACCGGUGUUGCACCCGUCCAGAAGCAAAACUGCGAAUGCCGUCAAGAGUGCCAUACUCAGCGACAUGGCGAGGAUUCUCACGUCGCAGACACGCGUAUCACGUGACGUCGCAGCAGCACUAGAGGGGUCUGGCGGUAACAUUGGUCUCAUGUAUCACUUCUGCCGUCUCUCUCACGAUAUUUGUUUGACAGAAGAAGAUCUGCGGUACCUGCUGGAUACGCGAAGACAGUUUAGAGCUAGAGGCGGAUUUCAACAGAUUUACCCUUCCAUUGGCUCAGAACAUCUGACAAACCUUCUAGCACAGCUAGACCAGCGGGUACAUCAGGUCAUGUUCUCGCCCUCUAGUCGCACAAUGGAGUACGACGUGAGCAAACAACACCUAACUCCACAACUACAUCCACUACUUCUUAAAAUUGAGUCGGAAUACGAAACUCUCGACAGACAACGUGAGGUGGAUCCGACAGCCUCUACAACAGGAGGCAACACGCAAGACAAGGACCAAUCCAUGGAAGAAAGGCACGUCAAAUACUGUACACAUGACCCGUCCUUUGAACCGUACCUGCAGCUCAUUGAAGUAGAACCUCAUGGAAGAUUGACCCCGCCAUUCCACCCAAACAUCACCGAGUACCACGUGACUGUCCCAUUCGACCAAAUAUCCGUUCGUAUAUUGGCUCAGGCUGCACACUGCAAGGCUCAAGCUCGCUUUCAGCAUCAGCAGGAACCAUCAAAAGCGGCUUCCUUUGCGCUGGGAAUGGGCAACAACCAAGUGACCAUUGUGGUGGAGGACCUCCUCCCCAAUGCCAAUGCCAGGGUUGCCAACGCUUACUCGGUGAACAUAUUUCGUGAAUCUCUCACCAAGGACGAAGAAGCUUUUGAACCAGAGUCACGGCACGUUGUGUGCAACUUGAAGCAAAGCUGUGAACUGAAGAUCUACUCGAAGGAAUCCUGCGAUCUCCACACUGAUCCAACAACAACCAGUGACUGGGAGAAAAUUGUGGAAGACUACGAACAUUUACCGCUCUGCCCGUCGGGGGCAGCACAAGGCAGGUGGCUUCUGCCUUGUGGCGACUGCGCUGUUCCACAGAGUUGUUUCUGGAACGAGGCUCGGUGGAUGCCAUACAGGUGCCGCCAUCUCAGUAUAUCCACCCCUGCUUUACGGCAAUGCCUAAAGAACAGAAAGCUGCUAUUUGUCGGAGACUCGACGAACCGGGGCAUCAUGUACUACACCGUCAGGCGUCUCAACGGUACCCUAACACAAUGGGAACAGUCACACGGACACCUCGACAUGCGUAACAUCAACGGCGGUACUACCGCGGUGGGAUUUGCGUACUAUCCACGUUUCUGGAUGUCACCGGACAAGAUGCCUUCGUUGGUGGACACCCUGAGACAGCUCGUUGAAAGAAUGAAGCCGGUGUCCAACGAUGCCAACACGGUCAUCGUCAUAGGUGGAACAAAAUGGCUGAAACUCAAGCAGCUCACAUCGGUGGCAGCUACACUACGAAGCUUGGGCAUGAAGAAUACCCGUGUGGUUAUCAAGUCAUACGGAUCUGGCUUUCACCAGCAAACGAUGGAGUUCAAUAAACUUUCCCUGGAGAGUCAACAGGCCCUGGCCAAGGCGAACAGCGCCAUCAUAGCGAAAGCCCUACAACUGGGCUUCGACGUAGUGGAAACAUUCAACAUGACAACUGCGCGAUUCAAGGAGUUUCUGCAAGGAAAUUGCGCCUGCCAUUAUCACAAAGCUGUGAGCGAAUCCCUCUCCACAUACCGCAUCGAGGGUCCCAUCAAUGAAGUCUACAGCGAGAUCCUUCUCGGGAGAAUAUGCAAAGAGUAUGCAAAUCGUCAGUGACGAUCUGUCGCAGUGCAAAUAUGCCAGUGUCUUUCAUCAAUACAAAUUUGAAACAAAGC